CGCUGUCGGACAACAACAAAGGAGCUGCCAGCGAGGAGCUCCGUGCUCGUGCAGUAAGUCACUCGCCAGCGCUGAGAGAACAUUUUAGGUGGGUCAAAAGCUUUUCGAUCCUCAGGUGGUCAGCGAGCAGCGCGCGGGAGCUGGAUCUUGGUUUCGGAUGCCUGGCUUUUAUCGGCGAGAAUGAAUACUGUAUUUUUCAUUUUUUAUCUGGUCAUUCUAGCGGGUGCUGCCUGGGGCUCUUCGGAUGAAACCCGCUUGGUCAAAACCCUCUUCACCGGUUACAAUAAAGUGGUCCGUCCUGUCAAUCACUUCAAGGAGGCGGUGGUUGUCACUGUGGGCCUUCAGCUCAUCCAGCUCAUCAGUGUGGAUGAGGUCAACCAGAUCGUCAGCAGCAACGUGCGACUCAAACAGCAAUGGAAAGAUGUGAACUUGCAAUGGAAGCCAGAGGAUUACAACGGCAUCAAAAAGAUCAGGGUUCCCUCUACUGACAUUUGGCGGCCUGAUCUGGUUCUCUACAACAAUGCCGACGGAGACUUUGCCAUCGUCCACGAGACCAAAGUGCUUCUGGAGCACACGGGAAUGAUCACGUGGAACCCGCCGGCCAUCUUCAAGAGCUACUGUGAAAUCAUCGUGCUGCAUUUCCCCUUUGACCUCCAGAACUGCAGCAUGAAGCUGGGCACCUGGACCUACGAUGGAAACCUGGUUGUGGUCAACCCUGACAGUGACCGCCCGGAUCUGAGUAACUUCAUGGAGAGCGGGGAGUGGGUAAUGAAGGAUUUCCGCGGCUGGAAGCACUGGGUGUACUACGCCUGCUGCCCAGAUACACCUUACCUGGACAUCACCUACCACUUCCUCAUGCUGCGACUCCCGCUGUACUUCAUCGUCAACGUGAUCAUCCCCUGCAUGCUCUUCUCCUUCCUGACUGGUCUUGUCUUCUACCUCCCCACGGACUCUGGUGAGAAGAUGACUCUCAGCAUCUCCGUCCUCUUGUCUCUGACUGUGUUCCUGCUGGUCAUUGUUGAGCUGAUCCCCUCGACCUCCAGCGCCGUACCGCUCAUCGGGAAGUACAUGCUCUUCACCAUGGUUUUUGUCAUUGCCUCUAUCAUCAUCACCGUGAUCGUGAUCAACACCCACCACCGCUCCCCGAGCACUCACACAAUGCCCGACUGGGUCCGCACGGUUUUUAUUGAAACCAUUCCCAACAUCAUGUUCUUCUCAACAAUGAAACGCCCAGGAAAAGAAAAGCAGGCUAAAUCUAGUAUUUAUGGUGCUGAUUUUGACAUCUCGGACAUCUCUGGCAACCAGACAACUUCUAUUACCUACCAGUCGCCCAUCACCAAGAACCCCGAUGUUCGCAGUGCCAUUGAAGGAGUCAAGUACAUCGCAGAAACCAUGAAAUCCGAUGAGGAGUCCAAUAAUGCUGCUGAAGAGUGGAAGUUUGUGGCCAUGGUGUUGGAUCAUAUUCUGCUGUGUGUGUUCAUGGCCGUGUGUCUCAUCGGGACAUUAGGAGUGUUCGCAGGCCGUCUCAUUGAGCUCAGCAUGCUGUAAAGGCUCAAUGUGAAACUCCCAAACUUUGUUUUUAAAUGUACUGUAUGUUGCCCCGCAGCAUCCCCAAUUCAUGUAAAAAUCUCUGUUUCAAAGCGUUUCAGAUCACAGCAUCUUCACUAGAUUUUAUGAUAAAACUGGGUUAUGUUUCUUCUUUAUGUGAACAUUAUGUGUGCACUUUAAAUGUUGAAUUCAUUCAAAGAAAACCUUUGCAAUAUUUUUUGGACGAGUUUUUAGGGAACAACUGUACAAAAGGUGUGUUGUCAGAUUUUAAGGUAAUCUGUACAAUAAAAGACAUAUUAACUCAAAAAUGCAGAUAUUUCUGUUU
Pungitius pungitius (ninespine stickleback) is the source of this 1873-nucleotide messenger RNA. RefSeq names its product acetylcholine receptor subunit alpha. The transcript has 9 exons. Gene Ontology annotation, biological process: chemical synaptic transmission; signal transduction; regulation of membrane potential. Bases 181 to 1548 code for a protein of 455 amino acids. Gene Ontology annotation, molecular function: acetylcholine-gated monoatomic cation-selective channel activity; transmembrane signaling receptor activity. Gene Ontology annotation, cellular component: synapse; neuron projection; postsynaptic membrane. NCBI's taxonomy places the organism in Eukaryota, Metazoa, Chordata, Actinopteri, Perciformes, Gasterosteidae. The record is from RefSeq and is a predicted model, not a curated record.